CACAGACACUCACUCCUGCUCCAUCCCUGACGGUGCUGAGGAGUUUCUCAAGAGAUGGCGGUGCCACCUGGGGCUCUGGCGCUUCUUCUGCCCCUGGUGCUGGCUGUGCUGAGCCUGUCACCUGCACCCACCUCAGGGGGAUGCCCAUCGGCCUGCCGCUGCCCCUUCGCCACGCUGCAGUGCCUGGAGCCAAAUGGGAUCAGCAGCAUCCCUCCUCUGGUACCACAGGAGAGCGAGAACGUGACAGAGAUCUACAUUGAAAACCAAGCAGGACUGGAAAACAUAACAGAGAGUGACCUUGCUUACUACCGAGAACUGAAGAACCUCACCGUCACAUCGUGUAAGCUGAGGUUCAUCUCUGCCAACGCUUUCCAAAACAACCUCAAGCUGCAGUACGUGAACCUGGCAUCAAACUUUUUGGAGCACAUCAGCUGGAGAGUGUUUCAUUUUUUACCGCUGCUGAACCUGGUUUUAAAGGACAACCCCCUCGUCUGCUCGUGUGACCUUUUCUGGCUGCAGCAGUGGCAAACCGACGACCGCGGUGAUCUGUACAGCCAAAUGUUGCUUUGCGUGGCAGACGACGAGGACAUACCCCUCAACUCUCUGGAGAUCGUUAACUGCAGUCUGCCUGAGGUCACCAUCGUGUCCUCCCAGUACAAGACUCAAGAAGGAGGCAACCUUACGUUUGAGUGUCAGGUGACAGGAAGUCCUACACCCAACGUGAGAUGGCGGACUGAGGAACUUGCCUCUCGCUUUACUGUCCAGGAAAAGGUCUCAGGCUCCACAUUAAAUCUGCUCCUUCAUCUCACCAACGUUUCCUACAAGGACAACCUGCACAACCUGACUUGUGAGGCCGAGAACCAAGCUGGGCCCAAGGAGGGGAUGGUGCAAUUGGACAUAGAGUUUCCAGCCAAGAUCAUCUUCCUGAGAGACGCUGUGCCACAGCACAACUGGUGCUUCCCGUUCGCUGUGGACGGCAACCCUGAACCGAACAUCACUUGGCUUUACAACGGCGCCGUGUUCAAGGAGAGCUACUACGCGUUCAUGCAGUACAUCCUGGACUCGAGCGACGGCUCCGUCAAACACGGCUGCCUCUUCCUGAACAAGCCGACCCACAUCAACAACGGCAACUACUCCAUCAUCGUGGAGAACAAACUGGGCCGGGACACAGCCACAGCCGUUGGGAUGUUCAUGGACAACCCCUUUCUGGACAACCCAGAAGGGAUCAUUCCAAGUGAGCUCCUGACUUCUUUCCCCUCAGGUCCUGCCAACAAAUCAGACAUGGACGUCAGAGAGACCCCGGAGAGUCGAGUGUUUGUGGUUUCUGUGGCUGUGGGCCUCGCAGGGUUCGCCUGCACGUUUCUGCUCGUCAUGAUUUUGGUCAUCAACAGGUGUGGCCAGCAGUCCAAGUUCGGGAUUCACCGCUCGUCAGUUCUGGGGACCGAGGACGACCUGGCGGUGUCGCUUCGGUUCAUGAACUUUGGAACCAGCCCGCCUUCCUCAGACGAAGACUCCGGUUUGUCGAGUUUUGUGGAGAACCCCCAGUACUUCUGCGGCAUCAUCAAGGACAAAGACAUGUGUGUUCAGCACAUCAAGCGGCAGGACAUCGUGUUGAAGUGGGAGCUCGGUGAAGGAGCCUUCGGCAAAGUCUACCUGGCAGAGUGUGCCAACCUCAGCCCGGAUAACGACAAGAUGCUGGUUGCCAUCAAGACUCUGAAGGACGCAAACGAGUCGACCCGGCAGGACUUCCAGCGGGAGGCAGAGCUGCUGACGGUGCUCCAGCACCAACACAUCGUGCGCUUCUACGGCGUGUGCACGGACGGAGAGCCUCUGGCCAUGGUGUUCGAGUACAUGAGACACGGAGACCUCAACCGCUUCCUUCGGGCUCACGGACCAGAUGCUCGGAUCCUGGAGGAGUCCAAGAUGCCUCCGAUGGGUCAGCUGACUCUUCCUCAGAUGCUGCACAUCGCCGCUCAGAUUGCCUCAGGAAUGGUUUACCUGGCGUCGCUGCACUUCGUCCACCGUGACCUGGCGACCCGCAACUGCCUGGUGGGGGAGGGUCUGGUGGUGAAAAUUGGAGACUUCGGUAUGUCCCGGGACAUCUACAGCACAGAUUACUAUCGGGUGGGUGGGCGAACCAUGCUGCCGAUCCGCUGGAUGCCCCCAGAGAGCAUCAUGUACAGGAAGUUCACAACAGAAAGCGACAUCUGGAGCUUUGGUGUGGUUCUCUGGGAGAUCUUCACCUACGGAAAACAGCCCUGGUAUCAGCUGUCCAACAGCGAGGCCAUUGAAUGCAUCACGCAGGGCCGGGAGCUGGAGAGGCCACGCACCUGCCCCAAGGAGGUGUACCUGCUGAUGCAGGGCUGCUGGCAGAGGGAGCCCCAGCAGAGGAUGGUCAUCAAGGACAUCCACCACCGCCUGCUGGAGCUGGUCAAAAACCCACCGGUCUACCUGGAUAUCCUGGGCUGA
Messenger RNA from Nematolebias whitei (Rio pearlfish), 2469 nucleotides. It is a transcript of the gene ntrk1, whose product is annotated as neurotrophic tyrosine kinase, receptor, type 1. Bases 55 to 2469 code for a protein of 804 amino acids. The record is from RefSeq and is a predicted model, not a curated record. The transcript has 16 exons. Gene Ontology annotation, cellular component: axon; signaling receptor complex; plasma membrane. Gene Ontology annotation, molecular function: ATP binding; neurotrophin receptor activity; neurotrophin binding. Gene Ontology annotation, biological process: protein phosphorylation; positive regulation of kinase activity; cellular response to nerve growth factor stimulus. NCBI's taxonomy places the organism in Eukaryota, Metazoa, Chordata, Actinopteri, Cyprinodontiformes, Rivulidae.